CCUCCUCCGCACAGCUUUGGAAAAUUAUUUCCGCUUCAAUUUCCGCAUAAACUUUUACGGGAAAGAUAUCUGCAUGCCUGAUUGUGUAUUGAUAGGCCUGGAUGCAUGGAUGGUGAAUCUCAUGUCAAAACUCAGGCUGAACCAUCAUUAAUAUGGCUACUGCUACUGUUAUAGGAACUAAGAUGUCUAACCACAACCUGUUCUCUACAUUAUUAAUACUUCUAACGUCAAUGGUUGUGGUCACCAUUGAGACAAGUCACGCCCCCAAAGGACACAUGGAACCGAUUGGUAACCAUCGGGAUUCAGAUGGCCAUAUUGAAAUCUUGACUACUGUGCCACACCCGCUUAAAUUCUGGGAAAAAUAUGUCAAGAAAGGAGAACCAGUUUUGUUCCGAGGUGCUGCAAACCAUUCUCCUGGGCUUAAACUCUGGACAGAUCAUUACUUGCUUGAGAAUUAUGGACGAUUCAAAGUAAAAGUUGAAUCAAAAUUUGAAAAAUAUGACACACCAGUUGGCGUAUUUGGUAUUGGGCAGGAGAGUAUAAAGAAUUUUAUUGGUAGAUACAGAGCGGAUGAUAUUUAUAUUGUGUCGCAACUCCCAGACCCGAUGGGAAAAGAUGUUGCAGUGCCACCGUGCCUCCUUUGUGGUACUUUUCGUGAAAGCAUUACGGAAGCUAAUUUGUGGUUUAGUUCAGGGGGAACAAAGAGUCUACUGCAUAGAGAUGCUGAUGAUGCAAUUAACUGUUUAUAUAAUGGCACUAAAGAUUGGAUAAUGAUUCAUCCAAGAGAUGAGCAGAACAUCCCAAUAGCCAAGGAGGUCUUUGAGGGAUAUGGUGGAUUCUCGGUUCUAGACCCGGACAGAGUUGAUCUGCUCAAGCAUCCUCAGUUUGUCAAUGUUCCAUGGAAGUUUGUUCAUGUCAAGGCUGGUGAUUGUCUUUUUCUUCCAAGAGGCUACUGGCAUCGAGUAACAUCAGGAGGAGCCAAGAACAUUGCCGUUUCGCUUCUUUUUGGUCGCAUUGAAAAGUUUGAACCACUCAACUGUGACACUACCAAACUUGAUUUUAUGCCCCUGACUGAAGUCGGCACAGUUUGGUCAUACGAUGGCUUUGGUGUCCAAAGUAUGGGAAAUGCUAAUCCAUUUGCAUUAAAUGAAACAAUCCAAGAAAUGUGCCUCCAAAGUUUGCAGCAUCGUAUCACGGUGGAUGACAUAUACGAAGAUCUGAUGGAGGAUUUCGAAUCAGAAGAUGUUCGGAAUUUAGUUUUCAAAGACGGCGCGGACUCGUAUCAAGAAUAUGUGACUGACAUUAGUAAAGAGUAUUUAAGGAUUCUUGGUGAUACUGACCAAAAGGGCUUUGUCACUUGUGAUGAGGUCAAAGGUAUCACCUUAGAUCAGCUGAAGGAGGUUUCAGUUUUAACAAGUAUGGAUCCAGCAAACACGGAGGAGAUGGAGUAUUAUACUUUUUCAAUGAAGAAAAUUGAAUCUUUUUUGAUGGCUUUUGCAGAUGGAAAUGAAGACAGUCGUUUAACAAGCUUUGAAAAGUUUUCAGAUGAAUAUCAAAGAAUAGGUGGAACAAGCAUAGUUGCUGAAAAUAUAUUUAAUAUACUUGAUAUCAACUCGGACAGAAUUUUAACUGUACAAGAAAUACAUGCCAACAUAGGACAAGUUCUUCAACUGUAUUCCCGCAUAAGUGUGUUCGACUCAGGUGUAGUGGUGGAUGAUGUAGAUUUUGACUUUGAAACCGAGCUCAGUAAUGAGAUAGAUCAAAAUUUUACACCAAAUGAGAGUCCUCAACGAGAUGAAUUAUAAAUGAAUGAAAACACUCUUUUGAUGCAUAUAUUACUAUAUAAUAUUACUAUAUAAUAUUACUAUAUAAUAUUACUAUAUAAUAUAAUAUUAUGGAAAGAGGCUCUAACAGUAUGGCACUAUACAAGCACAGUUAAUAAUAGAAAUAAAUUAAUUUUUCUACACAUGUUAAUUACCUUAUACUCGCGUAUAGACGACCUGCGUAUAAGACGACUCCCAAGUUUUGUGAAGAUUUUUGGACGAUUUUUGUAUGUCGGGCGUAUAAAACAACCCCAUUUCAUGGUCGGAAUUCAUACUUUUUUCCUGCUUUUUAUGGUCUUCAUACUGCAUUUAGCUGGCUAAAAACAGAGCUACAGUAAAUGCAAGGCUUAUCAUCCAAAUAAUACCAUUUUAUAUAGUUUUUAAAUGUUUAUCAAAAAUCUCCCCGUAUUUAAAAUUGUGUUCAUUUAUACUAACAUUUAGUAGCUUAAUUGCAGUAGUAAAAUUGUGUGUUACGGCGAUCCGCACACAAGACGAUCAUGAUUUUAAAAAUCUAAACUUUGUAUGUUGUGCAUAUAAGACGCCUCCUGUUUUUCAAUCGUAAUAUACUAUUUUAAGCCUAGUUUUACACACAAGUAUAUAUGGUAUUUAAUUGCCAUUAAUCCAUAAAUUUGUGUGCUUAGUUGAUCUUGGUUAUUUUUUUGGCGUAAUAGUUUAUUUGUUUAUCAAUGCAGUGUGUAAUGACUUAUCUUUAACUGUUUAUAUAUGUUGCAGUGUAUCAAAAGAAAACUUUUUUUAUGUAAUCUAUUAUGUAAUUUGGUAAAUUACGUUUGUAUCUCUCCACCCUAAAGUAUACAUGUAGGUGGAUACUUGGCAGGUUCAUAUUUCAAUGCAACUGAUUACUGCAUUGAGAAAAUUGAGAAAGCGGAACUAUAUUUCUAUUCCAAUGAUAACUUAAUGGUCAUUUUUAGUAUUUCAACCCGCUUAGUGGAAUUUUGCUGCCAUGGGAGGUCUGUCCACCUCCCCCUACCCCCAGCCUAUGCCAGUGUAAUACUAUGAUCUCACAGAGAUCAUAAUAAUAUACAUGUUAACAUUUUAUUAUUGUUGUUGUUAUUGCUUCUGCUGUUAUUAUUAAUAUUAUUUUUUUGUAUUUUAAAUUUGUACCAAUAUUUCUUUAAAUGUUAAAGUAUUUAUACUAAUAUUUGGCAUUUUUAUAUAUUGAUAUUAUUUUUGCAGUUCUUGCCUAGAAUUUUCCCAUUAUUUCUUUUUUAUUUCUUGGUUGUGUUUUGUAUAUAGUUAAAAUAUUAAUAUACAUAAUUAUAUUGUUUUUUGUUAUAUUGUUAUGUGGUUAAGUAGUUAUCUAUUUUGUGUCAAUUGUUAAAAUAUCUUAGAUAUCUUGCUUAUCAAAACUAUUAUCUUUCUUAAUGGUUUCUUUAGAUUACUAACUAUUUAAUGCAAUUAAAAUUAUUUUGCCACCAAAAAAAUAGAGAAAAAUAUAAAAAAUAAAAUUAAACAGAUUUUCUCAUUAAAAGAUUAGAAAAAAACCACAUACAGUAAAUUAUCAAUAAGAUAUAGUUUUUAAAACAUUUUGUGAUUUUCAAGAUUUACAUUCCACUAUUAGAAAUCAACCAAUAUUUGUAAAGAGUAUAGUGGUAUUAUAUGAAUAUCCAUUAAUUGGUGAGAAAUUAUAUCUUCCACUUCUCAAAGUAAUACUUAUAGCUGAUAACUUAAUUAAGUAUUUAAUAUUUUUUCAACUUUAUUUAUUAUAACCUUGCCUGUAAAAUGCUUAAUGUUAGUUGGUAGUCCUUUUCAUCAUAUCUUAUAUUUAUUUUUAUAUUUAUAUUUUUUUAUUGUUUAUAAUUGCUAUGAAAAUAAUGAAUGAACAUCUUUGUAAAGUAUUCUAUUUUCUAUAUUUAUAUAAAAUUUUCUAUGUCUAAAAACAUUCCAUGUGAUAGGCUAUUCCAUAUUCAGCAUAUGUCUAAUGUGUAUUGUGAUUCUUGAAUAAUAAAAAGAAAGAAAGAAAGAGUAA
Messenger RNA from Anneissia japonica, 3810 nucleotides. RefSeq lists its product as uncharacterized. The record is from RefSeq and is a predicted model, not a curated record. Gene Ontology annotation, molecular function: 2-oxoglutarate-dependent dioxygenase activity. NCBI's taxonomy places the organism in Eukaryota, Metazoa, Echinodermata, Crinoidea, Comatulida, Comatulidae. The coding region runs from base 153 to 1805 and encodes 550 amino acids. The transcript has 10 exons.